Messenger RNA from Parascedosporium putredinis, 5382 nucleotides. The record is from the annotation of a GenBank genome assembly. NCBI's taxonomy places the organism in Eukaryota, Fungi, Ascomycota, Sordariomycetes, Microascales, Microascaceae.
AUGUUCUUAUAUCCCGGUUACGGGACGCUGGAUCGCGUUGAUCACUCCAACCCGGGGUUUCACACGCUGACGCAGCCAUUCGAACCAAUUCUAACGCCCGAUGACUCGUCUGAAGCUUUUAUUCUUUACCGCCAGCAUCACCAAGCUGCGGUCACGGCCCAGCAUCCGCGACUCCCCAAUCCCGAUGUGUCCAAGAUCAUUGGGGAGCAGUGGCGUAACGAAAAUGAAACCGUCAAAGAGUACUGGAAGAAGUUGGCCGAAGAGGAGAAGAGACGCCACCAUGAGCUAUACCCUGACUAUCGAUACACUCCUAGACGGGGGGGCAGGUGUGGCAAGUGCGGCGGCCGACUCAUCGCAACGCCCCGCACGCCCUCGGCCCAGCUUCCGCCUUUGAGAACCCCGCGCGUAUCGUACGCCCAGAUGCCCAUUGCUGAUGAGGGCCCAGGCUAUCGCCACGGGCAAAUGCCACAAGGUUCGAGCCAUCCUAGCCAAGCGUACAAUUUUCAUGGAGGCACCGGCUUGAAGAGCAUUCAAGAGGAAGACAGCCCAAUGUUUGCAACACCAGAGCCCAAGCGUAGGCGUUUCGAAGAUGCUCGUAGCCGUCUGUCAGACACACCCGUCCCUAGCGGGUUUGCACCCUUCCACGAUGCUUACGAGACGCCUAUUCUCACGGGAGACAAGAGCUACGACUCGCAGGAAGAAGGGGUCGUGGCCAUGGUCAUGUCUGUGCCUCACAUGCGAAAGAUGCACAUCAUCUCCCAGAUCGCGCCUCCUUACCGCACCAAGGACCCCGUUAACAACAAGUCUAUGACGCGAGGGUGCUUCAUCGUUGUCGAAGGCCCCGUGGACGCAACGCUCAAGGCCGUGGGCGCCGCUGUGGAGCGGGCGCUCCGUGGAUAUGAAGAGGUAUCUUUGAAAACGUUUACCGAUCCAGAGCCCCUGCCUUUGAUUCGAGGCCUUGAUCCGGGUCACCAAGCCUCUUAUGUUGAAAAUGACAAUCUGUCAUGCCACCUUGAAUCCUAUACGCUCCGACUUCUGAAUUGGCGCAAGCGAUCAGCUCAAAUUGUCGAGCACAUUACAACGGCCCCACAGCCUACCGUCCAGGGACAUUUCCAGCGAUCGCUUUCUGACAGUAACAUUGCUGCAGACAUCUCAACCGCCAUUGAAGGGCGCGGCGGCGCGGAUACCCUGACAACAAGCUGCAGGAAACAGCCCUGGUCCGACGAAGCGGACCAGGACUACGCGUACGCGCCCACCGAGCACUGGCAGUGGAUGGCAACGCAGUGGCGAGGAAUGGUCGGCCCAGACCUAUUUGUCUACGUCAAGCCCACGGCUGACCCUGGCAUCAACCUCCGCAACACGGUGGAGCUUAAGUCGCCCAAUGUGAUGCUCGUGCGCGUUCCCAUGGAAGGCACGCUGGACGAGAAGACGGAGAGACGCCUCGCGUUUGAGAUUGUCGAAUGGCGGGCAGCUUCCCCGACAGCUCAUCACGACCACGACAGCACGACGACUAACGAUUCGUGCACGACAUUCGACACCGAGAAGCACGACCAACUCGUCCGGCCAUUCGACGAUACGACUCACACUAUAGAAACGACGACAUCCACCACCCACGUUUCCCGUCCCCUUCCCCACCGAUCCCUAAACCUGCCUGGCCAGCUUCCCCCGCCCCCGUCUCGUCAUUUGGAAAUUAGGGACCCGAGCAGAAAUGACAGCAGCAACCAGGCGGUGAACACACCACGAACGAUUAGCAAGAUGUCGGACAUAUCCGUAGGCCACAUCGUCCAGCUCCCGAAUGGACGCAAAGCCGAGGUCAAGUUCAUCGGCGAGACGGCCUUUGCCGUGGGCGUCUGGGUUGGUCUCGAGCUCGAAGACGACAGUGGCAAGAACGAUGGCAGUGUCCAGGGCACGCGGUACUUCAACUGCGACAUGGGCCGCGGCAUGUUCAUGAAGCCUACCAACCUCAAAGUCAUUGGCCAGGUCCCCCAAAGCCGCUCCCAAACCAGCUGCCGCGAGGCGGGUCUCCUCGCGGCCCAGCAGUAUACAGGCAGGCCCCUGUCCUCUAGUGCCUCAAGCUCCCGAACAAACACCCCUUCCAAUGCACGAGUACCCAGCAUUGGCGUCAAACCCAAGCCCGCCGGGGGCGUCCGGACGUCUAUGGGGCCGCCUGCUCUCCCUAAGGCAGGAGCAAAGCCGGCCACCUCGUCGACGACGGCAAACCGUCAGAGUAUCGGAGGCGCAUCCCGGCUCGCGAACCGCAUGUCCUUGACCUCUUCGAAGCCCCCGAGCCGAGCGGGUAGUAUUCGGCGGCCGUCUGCCGAUUCUCAGGCCACGGGCGCUGAUAGCCGCAGGUCUAGCAAGGAAGAGGCCGCCAUGGGCUCCGACAGAAGCGAGACCGAGAUUCUCCAGCCGAAGCCAACGAGCCCUGUGCUUACCAAAUCCAAUACGGUGGAUAGGCUGACCGCGGCCGCGGCGCAAGGGUCUGCGCCUGCUUCUCGGGGCGCGCGACCUGCCGGGACCGACGCCGCCAACCGUAAGAUUGCGGACCUCGAAACUAAGAUCAAGAUCCUGGAGAGAAAGGCAAUGGAGAACCGAGACAAGCUGGCCAACAUCCCCAAACUUCAGCAGGACCUCGAACGAUACCAGGCCAUUAUCCAGAAGCUCCAGAGCAAGGCGCAGGAGAAUAACGAAUCAAGGAAGAUGGUCAAGGAGAUGGAGCAGACGAUAGCUGCACUUCAAGACGUGCAAGCCGAUCACGAACAAGACCUAGAAAGCAUGCUGCUCGACCGCGAGAUGGCCGAGGAGCAGCUUGAACAUGCCAGGAUGGACCUCGAGGUGGCAAACGAGAGGUUGGAAGUCCUUCAGCUCGAGUUUGAUAUACUAAAAGCGGAGCGAGAGGAAGCCAUCCAAGGCUUGUCCCCUGAGGAGCGGGCCAGCGAAAGUUGGAUAGCAAAGGAGCGGGAGAACGAGAGGUUGCGUGAGGCAUUGGUGCGCUUCCGAGACAUUACGCGUGAAAAGGAGGCCGAACUAUUGGACCAGAAUGCGGCCUUGGAGGAGGAUCUUAAGGACUUUUCCGUCACCAAGGACCAGCUUGGCGAGUGCAGGGAGAAGCUCGGCAAGUCCGAAGACAUCAUCGAGGACCUCCGCGGGCAGCUCGAGAAUGCGCUUGGCGCAGAGGACUUAAUCGAGGACCUCACGCAUCGCAACAUGUCUCUUGGUGAAGAGGUCAACGAGCUCAAGGCCGUUAUCGACGAGCUAGAAACGUUGAAGGAGCUCAACGACGAACUCGAGGCCAACCAUGACCAGGGCCUGGAGGACAUGGAGUACACUCUCUCAAGGUUCCGGCAGCUCGUCACCACUCUCCAGGCCGACUUGGAAGACAUGCGCGCCUCGCACGCCGUCACCGAGACCGAGUCUGAGAAGCUCAAUGAUCGCUCUCGCGCCAUGAUGGACCUCAAUAUGAAGCUGCAGCUGUCUGCCUCCAAGGCCCAGGCCAAGGCUAUCGACCUUGAGCUUCGCCGCCUCGAGGCGCAGGAGGCUGAGCAACAUCUCGAGAUUGUCAAGCUGUUCCUCCCCGACUCCUACAAGGAGGACCAGAACUCGGUCCUGGCCUACCUCCGGUUCCAGCGAGUUGCCUUCAAGGCCAACAUGCUGCAAGGGUUCAUCGGCGAGCGAAUCGAUGGCCAGGCCCAUCCUGGCCACGAGGACGACGUCUUCUACGGCCGCGACGCCAUUGACAAGCUCACCUGGGUUUCAGCCAUGUGCGAGCGCUUCGCCAGCACCAUUCGCCGCUGCACGCCCGAAGGGUUUGUCAAGUUUGAGUCCGCCCUGCACGAGCUGGACCCCGUCGAGCGGGCUCUCAACACGUGGAUUGACGGCCUGAGGAAGGAUGACCUCAAGGAGAAGAAGUGCGCGGAUGAGCUUCAGCGGACCAUUGCUGUCCUCGCCCAUCUUGCCGAAGUUCACCUCGGCGAGGACCUCGCGUCCUUUGCCGACGAGACGUACAUGCAGGCGCUCAACAUGCAGAGCUAUCUCGAGUCCGCCACCGUCUCCUUCACCACGCUCAAGGCCAUGGUGCAGAGGGUCCUCGCUUCUGCCGAGAAUGACGAGGGUGACCUUAGCCAGCACUUUGUCAAGCGCGCCGAGCUCGCCAUUGGCCAGACGCGAAGCGCCAAGCUCGUCGCUGCUCGGGCCGUCCGCGCCUUGGAAGACCUCAAGACUAGGUCGCUGUCGCUGCAGCCCGAGUCGAGGGACGCCUUUGAGCAGGUGGAAAGCGCGGCGCAGGAUCUCGCCAACCUAGCCUGCCAGCUCGGCGUCGACCUCCACGCGGUCCUCACCGAAGAGGGCCGCAGCGAGCCAUAUACUUUUGCUGAGGUGCAGAACACCAUCUCCAAGACCACCACGGCGGUGACGUCUUCGAGCGAAUCCGAUCUCUUCUCCACCUACCUUACUGGCCUCCGCGUGUCCACUACCCAACUCAACGACCUUGCCGCUCUCUGCGCCGACCUCGACCAGGUCCAGGAGUUCGACACGCGCCCCGUCGACGCCGAGGAGGAGAUGCGUCGCCUCCGCGAGGAGUACAACGAGGCUCGUCGGGCUGUCGCCCAGCGCGACGAUACGCUAAGCACCGCGCUCCUCAAGAUUGAGACCCUCGAGUCCCGUAUGAAGGAUGCCCAGGCCAAGGUCAACCGCAUCGGCGAGCUGGAGGGUGAGAUUGAGAGCUCCAAGAAGACCAACGCGGGUCUCGUAGAGGACAUUGAGAAGCAGGACCGUGAACUGCGCGUGCUCGAAGCCGAGCGCGACAAGUGGAAGAAGGUGGCGGGCGACAACCGCGCGUUUGUCGAAGGCGUGGGCGAGGCCAACGUCAAGGUCGGCCAGGAGCGGGCCGUGGCCACGGCCCGGCAGAUGGACGGUCUCCGCGGGGAGGUGUCCAGCCUACAGGAAGCGGUGCGCUACCUCCGCCAGGACAACAAGCGCGCCCGGACCACGGAGCAGCACUCGCACGCCUGGCUCGCCGAGCCCCUGCGGAGACCCACCACUGUGGAGCAGCGUCGUCGUGCUGCCGUGGCGGCCGAGGGCCGGGACGUGCUCGGGGAGCUCCUGCGCAUGGCCACCUCGGCCAAGGUGUACGAUCUCUCGGCGCUGCCCGAGGACAAGCUCGCGUGGAGGCGGGCCAAGUCGACACCCCAGUACCACGCUGCGAAGCAGGCCGAGGACUACGCCGCGUGGAAGAGCUGGCGCACCGAGGUGGUCAAGAAGUCCAAGGCCAUUCGGCUGCCGGGCGCGGAUGGCAAGGUCAUACCGGGCACGGGUAGGGACGUGCAGAUUGUGGGGUCUGCGGAGUGGGAGCGGCUGCAGGCUGCUGGGCGGGUGGUUGUGUAG